CGAUUAUGAGCUACUCAAUUCAAAACUUUAACGAUCACUAAUCGAGUAAAUUUUAUCAACUCAAACUUUAACGAGCACAAGUUGAGAAAAGUUUUCGAGUCAAGUCGAACAUCUCUAAGCUCGCGAUCAACUCGUUCGAGCAACCCUACGACCCUACAUAGUACAUAUGGCCGUCACAAAUACCCGUUAUUUUUCCAACCCAGUCUCACCUACUCGAAAAUGACAUGACCGACCCGUUCCGUCUCAACCCAAGUUACCACCAACUCACACAAACAUGAUAUCGGCUCAACUGCAAACAAAACCAAUGCAACUCCAUAAACUCCCACUCCUCAGACCCGUCUCCACCACCACCACCACCAACUCCGCCAUAACUCCACCGUCAAAUUCUCUCUCCUCCGCCGCAACCGCCAUAGCCAAUCUCGUCCUCACCACAGAAGACCCCAAAACUCUCUCAAAAACCCUCUUAUCAUCUCCAGAUUUCACUUUCUCCGAACCCCUUGUCAAUCAAACCCUUAAACUCCUCUGGAAUCAUGGCCCCAAAGCCCUCCAAUUCUUCACCAUUCUCGACAAUCACCUCGAUUACGCCCACUCUCUCUCCUCCUUCCACCACGCCAUUGACAUUUCUGCUCGUUUACGCGACAUCACAACUCUCUGGACACUCGUAUCCCGCCUUCGUUCUCGCCGAUUGGGUCCCACGCCAUUAACCUUCGCCAUUAUUAUCGAAAGGUAUGUUCUCUCUGGGAAACCUGAUAAAGCUAUUGAUAUUUUCUUGUCAAUGCAUAAACAUGGCUGUUCACAAGAUUUGAAUUCGUUUAAUACUUUGUUGGAUAUACUUUGUAAAUCGAAAAGGGUUGAAAAAGCGCAUAAUUUGUUUAAGCUGUUUAAGGGUAGAUUUGGGGUUGAUGUUGUUAGUUAUAAUAUAAUUGCAAAUGGGUGGUGUUUGAUUAAAAGGAUUCCUAGAGCUUUGGAGGUGUUGAAGGAGAUGGUGGAGAGGGGUUUGAAUCCUACAUUGACUACCUAUAACAUAAUCUUGAAAGGGUAUUUUCGAACCGGGCAAACGAAAGAGGCGUGGGAGUUUUUCAAAGAGAUGAAGAAGAGAGAUCGUGAGAUUGAUGUGGUUACUUACACUACUUUAAUUCAUGGGUUUGGGGUUUUAGGGGAGGUUUCCAAAGCUAGGAGGUGGUUUGAUGAGAUGGUGGGAGAAGGGGUUCUUCCGAAUGUUGCCACUUAUAAUGCUAUGAUCCAGGUAUUGUGUAAGAAGGAUAGUGUUGAGAAUGCCAUUGUUUUAUUUGAGGAGAUGGGGAGGAAGGGUUAUGUAGCUAAUCCAGUGACUUAUAAUUUGUUGAUUAGAGGGUUGUGUCACGCGGGGCAGAUGGAUAGGGCGAUGGAGUUUGUUGAGUUGAUGAAGAAUGAUGGAUGUCAUCCAAAUGUUCAGACUUGUAAUUUGUUAAUUAGGUACUAUUGUGAUGCUGGGGAUAUUGAGCAAGGUUUGGAUGUAUUUGAUUUGAUGGGUUCUUGGAGGUGCUUGCCAAAUAAAGAUACUUACAAUAUCUUGAUAGGUUCCACUUUUGUGAGGAAGAAAUCAGAGGAUUUGGUUGUUGCAGGUAGGCUGUUGAUUGAGAUGGUGGAAAGAGGGUUUCUUCCUACAAAGUUUAUCUACAAUCGUGUUCUGAAUGGGCUUUUGGUGACAGGAAACCAAGCUUUUGCUAGGGAGAUUCUGCAAUUGCAGAGUAAACGUGGAUCCCUUCCUCGGCACUUUAAAUUAUGAAAGCAUAUUGGAUGAAUUUGUAGAUUGCAGAUUGCUGAAGUCCAUACUGUCUCAGAGGGAUCUUCAACCAAGGUUGGGGUAAAAAGUUUUGAUGGGUUGAACUGGAUGGUGUGGUGAGUUGGUUGUUUGGCCAAAGAUAUUGGUAUGUGGAUUGAUGAUGACAGAACUCCAGAACAAAAGCUUUUGUUUUUUCUGAUCAUAGCUUUCAGGCAUCUCAAUUUCGGGGGCUUUUUUGAUACAUUAAGAGUUGCUCAAGGAAAUGAUUGAACUAUUCCUUAGUCCUAUAAUUUCUGUUCCAUCAUGCUAACUGGGACUUAGGUAGUUAGGUUAUUUCAACUCGAGAUAUUAUGUAUGUGGGAGCGACAGAUCCUGCUUCAUUUAAGGUUGAAUUCCAUUGGUGUCAUAAUGGCUGUCUACUGUUUCGAACUCUUGAAGCUUUGAGGGGACAGAAAACUGAACAAUAUUGAAUCACUCAGCACUGUGUGCUCUCGUUCCUGGGGGAUUUUAAUAUUUACUACUUUGAUUACAUAUACUUAAUUACAAAGUAUCACUGAGAUGGCACAAUAAUAGUUUGUUUGGUGCUAAUGAGACCAUCCUUUUGGAUACUGGUUCCCCUGCUUGAGAGCACGUACUGAAGAAAAUUGGAAUACCUUAUCUGAGGUGUCAUCUGGCAGAAUAGGGAUAGCACUUAGCACCUGAUGAUCUCAGGAAACAUGACAUUUAUGUUAAGUGGCAAUCCCCUACUGAGGAGCUCCCAGUCCAGCAGAAGAGAGAGGGGGGGAGGGGGGGGGGGGUAUCCUUCAUGACACUUCAGGGCAAUUCAUUAGAAGUCUUGCAGCAAACUUUGGUGUGUGCAAUGCUUAUAGAGCUGAGUUCCUAUCUCUGGAAUUGGGACUCAAAAUGGCUGCUGAGUUGGGAAUUACAAUGCUAAUGGUUCAAAUAGACAAUAAGGCCUGUAUUGAAGCUAUUCAGAAUGCAGAUCUCCAUGGAGGGGAGUGUGUUCAUAUUUUAAAUUCUUGUCGUCAUUUGAUUAGUUAGGAGUAAUCUUUGAAGACGGGGUGUUUGCUCAAAUGUUGCUUAGAUGAGUUAGAUCAGUAUAUAUAUAGGCAUAUAGCACAUUAGCCCCUUUUUGAUCCCUCUAUGUAUAUGCUGGUUUCUAGAGGUACAAAUUGGUUUAUGGUGUUUUCUAAGUUGGCUUCAGAGUAAAUUGUAGGAUUCAUAAGGUUCAGGAACACGAUAAUCUUUUAUUAUAUUGAUCUGGUUCAAGUGA
Molecule: messenger RNA, 3038 nt
Organism: Chenopodium quinoa (quinoa)
Lineage: Eukaryota; Viridiplantae; Streptophyta; Magnoliopsida; Caryophyllales; Amaranthaceae
Product: pentatricopeptide repeat-containing protein At1g74900, mitochondrial-like
Exons: 1
Coding region: 275-1768 (497 amino acids)
Molecular function (GO): protein binding
Source: RefSeq, a predicted model, not a curated record